Fomitiporia mediterranea MF3/22 is the source of this 1581-nucleotide messenger RNA. RefSeq lists its product as uncharacterized. The coding region runs from base 1 to 1581 and encodes 526 amino acids. Lineage: Eukaryota; Fungi; Basidiomycota; Agaricomycetes; Hymenochaetales; Hymenochaetaceae. The record is from RefSeq and is a predicted model, not a curated record. The transcript has a single exon.
AUGCUUCACGAUUCAUCUGACUCGACGUCCUAUCACUCCAAUGACUGGCAUGCUAACAUACGCUUCGAGACAUAUUCCGAUGCGAGACUGGCUGCCGUUUUCCUUGAUAACAUGGACAGGCUUCCUGUUGACCUAUUCAAGCAAGUCAUCGAUGUCAUAAUUGAUCCGCAAUUCAAAUCGAGCGAAGUCACAUUCAAAGGCACUUUGGACGCCUUUGAGCGUGUCUCGACUUAUCGACGGAACAUGGCGCCAGGCUGCACCGUGGAAAGGCUAUCAUCGGGCGUUGUUCCACCUGUUGUUUUAGACCUUGUGGUCGAUACGAUCGUGCAGCAGAAUAUACCACUAGGAAUAGCAGCAGAAAAGCGGUGGAGUGAUGCACUUGCUCAUAAUGGAGUGAGCUUGCGUAAUAUGAGCCUUGUCCAUCGUUCCUGGACGAUAAUUGCGCAGCGAGGACUGCGUCAUCGAGCAAUCAUUCCAUGUCGGCAGAUCCAUCGAUUUCUCGUCAAUCCCUUAUGCGGACCGUGGGUCACUGAGAUGAUCAUCUACUGGACACUUAGACCGAAGGACGAGGCAAUUCGCCGCCUCUACCUUCUGGAGGGGCUUCUUGAACGUACUCCGAAUGUUUGUUCCUUGGCAUUCAUUACCUCUUAUGAUGGUAGUGAAUCGAAAAAGGCAGAAAGCUUCCAAAUUCAAAGUUGCUUCGACACUAUAUCGGGUUUGUUGCCAUGUCUCCGAAGGCUUUGGCUUAAACACAUUACAAACACGUGCGGAUCUGUUUGGGUGCAAGUCUGUGAAAAUUUGAACUCUGUAUGCAAAGCUAUUCCAAAGUUGCACUCGUUGGAGUUCCUAUCCAUAGACAGAUGGGUAAGCUCGGAUUUGGAGGACUUUAAUUGGAACGAGCAUCCUCCUUCAUCAUUAAAAUCAAUCAGCCUGUGCCUCCAUGAUUUCAUGAGUAGGCAAUUCUUUGCAUGGCUCCUCAGUCCUCGAAACGGCUUCAGUUUGCAGUGGCUGUCCAUCGGUGAAGGUGACGGGUGUCCAGAGAGUUCCUACAGGGAGCUGCUGCUGUCUCUGCAGUCAAACCUCCACCAACUUAAUCAUCUAUCAGCGGUCACAUGGGCUAUCCAGCAUGACGACAGGUGGUCUUCUUCAGAUAACAUAUUACUUACCUGUCGCAUGCUGACCAGCCUGGAACUUAUCUACGACCAAUGUUAUUCACCUCGCUGUUCUUCAUCCUUUCUCCCAGCCUUGCCCCCAUCCUUGACUCAUUUAACGUUUCGCUGUCCCGACGUAUUUCUUCACAAAAGUGCACAUGCCUUUGCAUUGCGCAUUGUCCAAUCUUUGAAGAAGAAAAUACCUACACUUCCUCAGCUUCAGAGCCUCCUCUUCAUAAUACACCCACACAAUCCGCUGUAUUCAUCACUUGUAUGCCAAGGCCGCGAUUCGAGACGAUAUGACACGCAACUGGGUGGUCGCUUUGUACCAGCAGAAGAACUAGUAGUGGCGGACUUGACAGACUUCUGUAAUAGUCGGAACAUACAUCUCGCGUGUGUACAGGCGCCGUCGCUUGCACUCCUUGGAUGA